AUGGAGGAAGGUAGCUACUUGAAAAGGUUGGCAAGCAGGAAAACUCGAAGAAAUUUCAGCAUACAUCCUGAAAAUGCAAUUUUUUACGAUUAUUUUAAUAAUUUAAAAAGAAAGGCAAUGGCUCAAGGUAAUACGAAUUUGGUUAUUUCUUUUAAAAAAAUUAUGAGUUCUAUUUUGAUGUACCCCUUACCAAUUAAAAAUAGCCUUGAUGCUUAUAAAUUAAAAGGGGUUGGCAAACAAUUUUCAUUUUAUUUUGAAAAGGCCUUGAAACAAUAUGCGGGAGAUGGGGAAAAGAAGAAUAAUAAUAUCCAUGAUGAUCAUGCAUCAUCGAAUGGAAGCACUUCCAACAUUUACAACCAUAUAAAUAAAGUUAUCACAAGUGUUAACAGAUUUUUAAAAGAACUGGAUAAUGAGGUAUAUAACGUUAAAUUAAUUGGCGAAGAGUCUGAUGAUAGCAUUUUAAGAAACAUUAAGGAGAUCAAAAAUGAUUACUUGAACAGUAAUCAUAAAAAGAGGGGAGGUAACAUGGAUGUGCAGAAAAAUGAAAAGGAAAAAAAAAAAAAUAAAAUAAACAAAGGGAAAAAAGCUAUUCCCAGAAACAGCGAUGGUAGCGAUGGCGACAGGGGUACUCAUCAUAAUCUCCAAACUGAUAACCCCAAACUUGAGGGAAACCACAAGUUCAAUGAAGACAAUAAAAUUUAUAACUUAUUAUAUUGUACUUCAAAUUCUCACGCCUAUAUGAAUAGAGCUAAAUUAAAUGACUACACAGUGAUUUCAGGAAAACCCAUUAACGGAGAGAAUUCUAUUGGUGUAGAUGAGAAGAAAUUAUCCAAAAAAUUGGAUCAUUUUUCUUCUCCUUCUUCUUUUUCUUCUACUUCUUCUUCUUCUCCCAAUGAACAAGAGAAGAGAAAGAGAUUCACUGGAAAAAAUAAGGAAAUUAAAAAAAUCAAAGAAAUAGAAUUAAACCCUUUCGAAAAAAACAUCAUGAGAUUUCUUGAGAGAUAUGGAGAUUUAUAUAACGAUUGUGCAGUAAGCAUGGAAGAAAUAACAAUUGGAUUUUUAAAAUAUUAUCAGAAUACUGAAAAAGUAAAUUUCAGGAAAUUGAGUAGAUUAAUAAAAUUGCAGUUCAUAGAGAAGGUAGAAAUUUAUGAAAGUAAGGCAGUUGUUUCUGGUCGUAUGGUUUUGGUCCCUAAAACUUGCACUUUGGACGAAUCCAACAACACAAUCACCAAUUUUUCUUCUACAUCUAAUGUCUUUUCUCCUCUCAGUGUUUCUAAUUCGAAAAAGAGUAAACUGAAAAUCAUUAACAAGGUUAAGUUGACAACAAAGGGAAGGGAAUUCAUGCACAAAGAGAAGAAGGAUAGAGAGGAAAAGGACAGAGUUGUAUAUGAACAGAGUGGGUGCGCAUGUAUACAUACGCAUGCACACAUAGGGAAUGAAAAAUCUAAUGAACUUGCAACUGAUGUGUUUGAAGAAGAAUUCAAAUCUAUGGACACAGAAGGGGAAGAAAUUAAAAUGAACGAAUCAAAUAAAAAAAUAAAAUCUGAGGAUAGUUUUAAAAGCGUAGAAUAUUUAUCAGAAAAAAUGAACGAAUACGAAGAACAACUAAGGCGAGAAGUUACUUGUAGUGAUACUGAAAAUAAUUACAAAUUUGAAAAUGACAUAAUAAUUCAUGAAAAAAAAUUUGAUGAUUAUUUUUUUCUUAAACAAGGUCCAAAUGAGGACAAGGCAAAUUCAUUGUUUUUGCAGGAUAAACAAAUCGAAAAAGAGGAAAAGAAUACCAAAAAUGAGUACUCACAAAUGGAGAGUCCUUGCAGUUCUGAGAAUGCAAAUUCAAACGAUUCUGUAGAUAAAAAUUGUAAUAUACCAUUUGAAUCAGCUAAAAAGGAUCAGCUGGAUGAUGACCAUACCUAUAGAGAGAAUGAUUAUAAUAUUCAAUGGGGAGCAAGACAAAACUCAGAACAUGUUAUUAACGAAUGGAGCAAUGCACAUAAUUCUUACAGUGCGACAACAAAACCAUGGAGAGAAGAAAAAAAUGAUCUUAUCAAUUUUGAAUUAAAAUUGGAAAGAAAAAAAGAAGAAAUUAGAAAAAACUUAAAAAUCAGUUUGAGGGAAAAAGUACAAAAACAAAAAAAUAAAACAAUGAGUUUAUUCGGCUACGAGGAUCAAUCAACAAGUAACAAUUUUAAUGAGUCACAGAAAUCGCAACCACUAAACAGUUCCUUAUAUGAAAAGAGGAAUAUACAUGAAAAUAAACAGGAAAUUGUAUGUACACAAGGCAGUAUAAACUUAUUAAAUAUUGGCUCCCUGAAUGGAAAUGAUCUAAAGAAUAUGAAAAUAAAAUUGUUCGACAUAUCAGAAGGAGGAAAAAUAGAUAAAUGUAAGGUAGAUUCUGCACUUGAAGGAGUAGCAGAUGUAGAGGAACCAUUUUAUAUUAAGCAAAUAAAUGAAGUUCGAACCUGCAGUCAUGAUCACACAAUAAGUGAAGAUAUAUGUGUAAGUGUGUGUGAAAAUGUUUUUGAAGAUUCUUUUUUUACCAUCGGAUGUGAUCAAAAGGAAGAGAAAGAGCGACAGAACUGCAACGAAGAAGAUAAUGAUAAAUGUGGAGAAAAUGAAUGGCCUAAACAUGAUAAUAUCGAAACGAAUAUUUGCCAAACGAAAAAGAUUAUACAGUGCAAACAGUUUGAUACAAUAGAAGAACGAAAUUUGUUUAUGAACGAGGCAGCAUACAAUGAUGAUGUAAUAGAUUUAUCAUCAGAAAAACAUUUAUGUGAAAAUAGGCAAGAUGGUUCAGAUGCAUAUGAGUAUGGAAAUCUUUUUAAAAAGAAGGAAAAAGGGAGAACAAAUACUUCAUGUGAUAAAAUGGAACAUGACUCGUACCCGGGUAGUGUAGUGAUGGAACUAGGGAAUGAAACAAAAGGGAGGGGUAAAAAAAGAAAAAAGCAUUUAGAUGAAGAAGUGAAGGAAUACCAUGUUAGAGAGAAAAGAACGAAGAAAAAAGAAAGAAAAAAAAUGAAAAACAAUAAAUUAUUUCCCAACAUAUAUCCCAACAUACACGCCAGUGUUGAACCCUCAAUUGACACUCAUCCAAACAGGACAAACAAUGUGACGUAUGGAUCUUAUGAAAUCGUUAUGGUAAUUGACAACAGAGAUAUAUCUGGAUUUGGUAAGGAACUAAAUGAAAAAAUGAAAAAGAUAUUCGCGCGAAACAAUAUAAAAUACAUAACUAGGAAUUUACCGUUAGGUGAUAUCAUCUGGUUGUGCAGGAGAAAAGUUUAUAAUGGAAAUGUGUCCAAAAAAAAGAGUAAAAGUAAAAGAAACAAAUCGAUGCUCGUUGAGCAUAACGAAUUGAGUGGUGAAGGUACAUUAAUGAAUGACAUGAGUAAUAGCAAUACUUACUAUUGUAGUAGAAGUUACGACAAGAAUGGAGAUAGCAAAAAUGGAGAUAACAAAAAUGAAGACGAAGAAAAUGGGGAAUAUGAAGAACAUGUAUUGAAAUGGAUAGUAGAACGGAAAACGUUAAAUGAUUUAAGUGCUAGUAUAAUUGAUGGAAGGUAUGAGGAACAAAAAUAUCGUCUAAUGAGAUCGAAGGGAAUGUCUCAUAUAAUAUAUUUAAUAGAAAAUAGUAAUAAUUCUUUUAAGAACUAUACAAAUACGACUAGAAUUUCAUAUGAAACAUUAUCAAAUGCACAACAUAGUAUUCAAUUGGUUAGUGGUUUUUCCAUAUUGACUAGCCAAAACACGAAACAUACUUUUUUUUUAUUAGCAGAAAUGCAUGCAGAGAUUGUUAAAAAUAUUCAUCGAUUUUGUAACGUCAAAGAAAAUGAGUAUAUAAUGAAUACUGAUAAUAUAACGAUAUACUUAAAAGAUAAUUCAUCCGGAUGGGAACAGUGGAACAAUGAAUCCAAGAAAUCUAAAAAUAACUUAGUCAAAGAAGUGUUUGGAAAGCAACUUCGAUUGAUUAACAUGUGCGGGCCAGAUGCCACAGAACUUAUCUUGUCCCUCUGGCCUACUCCUAUCAAAUUGAAUAUGGCACUAAGUAGAUACACGCACGAUGGUAUUCUGGCCGAGAAAAUUAGGCAAAUUUACUUGAAGGAUCGAGACCUCUUGAGAAAAAGGCGCGUCAAAUGUCCCGUCGACACGAACCUCAUUGCACAGCUGAGACAGAUGUACGCUCCUGACUCUUUUUAA
This is a messenger RNA of Plasmodium gonderi, 4191 nucleotides long. Its product is annotated as crossover junction endonuclease MUS81. The transcript has 2 exons. Gene Ontology annotation, molecular function: 3'-flap endonuclease activity; crossover junction DNA endonuclease activity; DNA binding. The record is from RefSeq and is a predicted model, not a curated record. Gene Ontology annotation, biological process: mitotic intra-S DNA damage checkpoint signaling; double-strand break repair via break-induced replication; resolution of meiotic recombination intermediates. Gene Ontology annotation, cellular component: Holliday junction resolvase complex; nucleus. Bases 1 to 4191 code for a protein of 1396 amino acids. NCBI's taxonomy places the organism in Eukaryota, Apicomplexa, Aconoidasida, Haemosporida, Plasmodiidae.